AUGAAUGGGCAUGGGACUGAAGUUCAAACCGAGCGCACAUCUCCUCCGGCUGCUCCAUUCGGAUACUCUUGGCUCUCCCCUAUGGAUACUCCUUUUGAACAAGCGCCUGCUCUCCCUCCAGGGCCCUCUCUUCUUGAUGAUAAUGAAUCCAAUAUGCUCGAUAACUUUUUUACUACCAUGAACGCGAACCACUUUACGAAUGACUUUUGGAUGCGACAAGAACAUAAACAUGGCGUUCCGAACUUUGACUGGUCAGCUGAGCUGCCACCCAACUUUGAGGGCUCGACCACCUCUUUAUCACAGCCUUCAUUCCAGCAACAUGGAAUGGGCAAGUCAGCUGGUGGGAUGAUAGCAGGCAACCCUACAAGCUCGGAUAUAUUCGCUGCUGCGUCAAUGCUCUACCAGAGUGGCUUAAACGGGUCAGAGGUAGGGCCUUCGUUAGCACAUCAGGCUUUCGCGGGACACUCUCUUCCAACCACUGGGACACAACCAUUGAAUAGCCAUCAUACUGCCAAUCCUGCACAGGUUUCAACUUCAUCUCCACCCCGGGCUGAUGUCCCGACUGGAUAUCAUACCUCGGAGAUGUUCUUUGACGUACGUGACCCCAUUCCUGUGGACCAACAUCCAUCAAGGAAGACCCGCAGCUUGCGCUGGGGUUCAGAUGCUAGUUUCAUGGAUCAAGGGUAUCUUCGUCCUCCUGACCAGCCCGAUGAGGAACAACGGACGAAUGACCUGCUCGAUCAUCUCCAUUGUUUUGAGCCGCAAAGCAGUGCCGCAAACACACGAGCGCCCAGCCCCGAGCACAUGAUAGGAGCUCCUCCUCAGCGGCCCUUGUUCCGAGGUGGUGCUGUCCCAGAUGAAGCCUCACAGUCUCGAAAACGGCAACGAGCCCUGAAGGAGGAAGGGGACCAAUACUCUGAUGACGAUGACGCUAGACCUCAGUCAAGAAAGUCCAGAGGUUCCAUUGUCAAAGGCCGACGAGUAUCGACGGAUAUAUCUCGAAAACCCCGACUACAUCCAGGGUCCAAAGCUGCACGAGAAAAUCUUACAGAAGAGCAGAAGAGGACCAACCACAUUCUCUCGGAGCAGAAGCGCCGGAACCUCAUCCGUCAAGGCUUUGAGGACUUGUGCACGCUGGUGCCUGCACUCAGAGGUGGCGGGUUUAGCAAAAGUGCCAUGCUCACUGGAGCCGCUGACUGGCUUGAAGACCUACUCCAGGGCAAUGACAUCCUCCAAAAUCAACUCCGUGAUUUAAAGGGCAUCAAUGGCUUGAUGAUGCCACGAUGA
This is a messenger RNA of Penicillium paradoxum, 1287 nucleotides long. RefSeq names its product basic helix-loop-helix domain-containing protein. The transcript is spliced from 2 exons. Bases 1 to 1287 code for a protein of 428 amino acids. The record is from RefSeq and is a predicted model, not a curated record. Lineage: Eukaryota; Fungi; Ascomycota; Eurotiomycetes; Eurotiales; Aspergillaceae. Gene Ontology annotation, molecular function: DNA-binding transcription factor activity, RNA polymerase II-specific; protein dimerization activity; RNA polymerase II cis-regulatory region sequence-specific DNA binding. Gene Ontology annotation, biological process: regulation of transcription by RNA polymerase II.